Papaver somniferum (opium poppy) is the source of this 717-nucleotide messenger RNA. RefSeq lists its product as uncharacterized. Gene Ontology annotation, biological process: DNA integration. The record is from RefSeq and is a predicted model, not a curated record. The coding region runs from base 1 to 717 and encodes 238 amino acids. NCBI's taxonomy places the organism in Eukaryota, Viridiplantae, Streptophyta, Magnoliopsida, Ranunculales, Papaveraceae. The transcript is spliced from 2 exons. Gene Ontology annotation, molecular function: nucleic acid binding.
AUGAUGCCCUUACAACCUAUUUUGAUUAUUGAAUUAUUUGAUGCCUGGGGUAUUGAUUUCAUGGGUCCAUUUCCGAACUCUGAAGGUAUGUUAUACAUUCUUGUUGCUGUUGAUUAUGUCUCUAAGUGGGUAGAAGCCAUUGCCUCCAAAAAAAAUGACGAUAAAGUAGUUCUUUCUUUUCUUAAAGAAAACAUUUUCUCUCGUUUUGGAACACCUAGAGAAAUAAUCAGUGAUGGUGGUACUCAUUUUUGUAAUAGACCUUUUGAUUCAGUAAUUCGCAAAACUGCAUACAAAACUCCCAUUGUCAUGCCCCUCUAUAGACUUGUGUAUGGUAAAGCUUGUCAUCUACCUGUAGAGCUAGAACAUCGAGCAUAUUGGGCUGUUAAGAAAUUGAACUUUGAUCUUAAUAAAGCUGGCACCCAAAGGAAACUUCAACUCAAUGAGUUAGAAGAAUUAAGAAAUGAUGCAUAUGAUAGUGCCAAAAUGUACAAAAAUAGAAUGAAAGUGUUUCAUGACAAGCACAUUCUGUGCAAGUCUUUCACACCUGGUCAAAAAGUUUUAUUGUACAACACUCGUUUGCAUCUUUUUCCAGGAAAAUUACGUUCUCGAUGGUCAGGUCCAUUCUUGGUACAUAUUGUUUUCCAUUAUGGAGCCGUUGAAAUAGAAAAUCCAGAAAUUGAGACCAUGGACUUGGAAGACCCUGUUUAUGUGGACUAA